Salvelinus sp. IW2-2015 is the source of this 2220-nucleotide messenger RNA. It is a transcript of the gene stx4, whose product is annotated as syntaxin 4. Gene Ontology annotation, molecular function: SNAP receptor activity; SNARE binding. Lineage: Eukaryota; Metazoa; Chordata; Actinopteri; Salmoniformes; Salmonidae. Gene Ontology annotation, cellular component: SNARE complex; synaptic vesicle; endomembrane system. The record is from RefSeq and is a predicted model, not a curated record. Gene Ontology annotation, biological process: intracellular protein transport; synaptic vesicle fusion to presynaptic active zone membrane; exocytosis.
UGUUCUAAUAUGGGCUGUCUUUCUCUCUAACAUCCUAAAGGGAAGACCAACUAGCCGUUUAGAUUACUUGUUGAAUGACAUAAGCACGAAAGUUAUUUUUGUGUAUGUUUUAUUGCGCAUUUAUACACAUUUUUCUUCACCUUGAUAUAGGAUAUCGUAAUAAUAUAUUCGUUAGCUAAUACAUUGCAUUUGGACUGAGAAGAAAUGCGGGACCGAACCAAGGAACUGGGCAAUACUGCCGAGGCGUCAGACGAGGAUGAAGAGGGCAGGGCACUUAUGAUCAAACCAGGGACUUCUACAGUGAGGGAGGAGAAGGAGAAUGAUGCUUUUUUCAAGAAGGUCCAAGAGAUUCGAGAGGGACUGGAGACGCUUAAAAAGGUGGUUUCUGACCUUGAGAACAAACAGAAGACCGUGUUGGGUGUGGCACUGCCAGAGGACGGCAUGAAAAGGGAACUCCAAACCCUUCGGGAACAGAUCAAAACAAUGGCAAUGCAGAUCCAUAAGAAACUGAAGAUCAUUGAACCCAAGAAAGGAGAAGAUGAUGGGAAAUACAUCCCCAUAAACCUAAGGAUGCAGAGAGCCCAACAUGGCGUCUUGUCUCGGGAGUUUGUGGAGUUGAUGGGCCACUGUAACACCAUCCAGGCUUCCUACAGAGAUCGCAACGUGGAGAGGAUACAGAGGCAGCUCAGAAUCACUGGCACCAAUGUAACAGAUGAAGAUUUGGAUGUUAUGCUUGAAAGUGGACAGACUGAUGUUUUCACACAGAAUAUCCUGAUCGACGCUAAAGCCACUAAGCAGGCGCUGAAUGAGAUUGAGUCCCGGCAUGACGAGAUCCUCAAACUGGAAAGGAGCAUCAGGGAUCUGCAUGACAUGUUCCAGUACCUGGCCAUGGAGGUGGAGGCUCAGGGGGAGAUGGUCAACCGCAUUGAAGCCAACGUCCUCAACUCAACUGAUUAUGUGCAGAAGGCAGUGGUAGAGACCGAGAAAGCUGCCACCUACCAAAACAAAGCACGCAAGAAGAAGAUAUGGAUCGCGUUAUGCUGUGCCAUUCUCCUCCUCAUUUUAGCCAUCUCAUUGGCGAUCACCUUCUCCUGAGAUCCAGACAUGUGAGUUCACUCUUGACGUGCACACGAGUGUCUUCCCCUAACCCACUCUCCUGCCCUGGGACAAAAAAGACAUGUCCUGUCCUACUGAACUUUUGACUAACACCACUCUCAUAUAGACAGACACAAACAAUCAUAGUCUCUCAUGUUAACUYCCCCACUCUCAGCGAAAGGCAUUGCUGAAGGCUUUUUGGCCCCCUCUGUGGCYCCCUUUUCCAUUUAGGGUGCCAUUGAAGAAAUGUGUGGACAACUCAACGUGCUGGAGCCCUAUGUAUCCACAAGCACGGAAUAAUGCAGUAUUGGAACUGGCACUGAUCAGAUUUACUCAGGAAAACCCAUAGCUAAGGUGGUUAUUUUACGAAGUACAACGCGACAUAAUCUUUUUAGGGCUUCUUGUUUUUAAAUGCAGAUAUAGAAUAUAAUUGUAUAUCGCCAAUUUUCUUAUUUGUUGAGUAAUUAAGACAUGCGGUUUUAUAAAUCUUUCAAGAUGUCUGAACUGGCUUCCAUGUUGCCCCUGAAAUUGAUCUCCCAUUAAGACAAUAUUGUCUGAUCACUGCAAUGUUAUCCUAUUUACAUCAGUAUUUAUUUAUAGUUUGAAUAUUGUUGUGGAAGCUGCUAUUUUAAGUCUUGCCACAGCAACAAUCGGAAUCCUUAUAGUUAUGGUGCCUUUUUUCCGUAUGUACUGACGGACAGCUCUAAGAACAAUGUAGUGCACUCUUAUUUUGUGAAGGGAUGGAAACUGCUGUAAUUAUUCAAUGCUUCUGCUUCAAGAACGCAUUAACCAUUUUUUAAAAUAUCUAUUUUUUCCAAACAGUUAAGAUCUCAGCCACGGUGUUUUACCCUAGCCUUAUUGAUCUGUGCUGACCAGCUUCUCCCUAUAGAUAUUAGCUGACAUCACAAAAACGGUUCAGAAGUCAAUCUGGAUGGCCAGAGAGCUAGCAACAAUGACAAGAAGCUGCCAUGUGAGGAAUCGUAGGUGCUUGUUCAUGUCUUGUUUUGACGCCCAUGGUGACCAACAUUUGCAGAAUGAGCACUUAUCUAUAUAUAAAAGCAACACUUUCAAAGAUUUUACAUAAGGAAAUCAGUGAAUUUAAAUAAAUUCAAUACCAUAACCCCA